GAAAGCACCUGUCAUGGUGUCGUUGACUCUGAGGCUCCGCACGGCUAUCAACCUGCUGGAAUGCUAGUAAUACCCCUCAAGGACUUCAGUAUAAGCAAGGGAGAUGAACUGAUAUUAUUACUUGCUUCUGAUAUUAUGCACCCCAACUUCCAGACAAAGAGUUAGUAAUAAAGGUCGCCUCGGAUUCCCGACAUGCCGCUAUCGUAUUUCCCCGCAACCGACCAUCCGGCUGUAGAAUCCUCGGUACCCUCGUUUAUGUAUCAUGGGACUCGCGUCUUCGCAUCUACCGAUGAUCCUCCCUCCCCCCGCCGUGGCUCCCACACCCUAGUCGCCGACUCGAUAUAUUAGCUCCUCUCGUCCGCUCUAAUUUAUAUCUGUCCCUACCUUGGGUAUGCUCCAUCGUCAGCUCUCCACCCACCACCAUGGAUACCAAGCCCUUUAAUAUCGCCAUCGUAGGCGGCGGCAUCAGCGGCGUCACGCUCGCCAUCUGCCUCCUGCAGCACAAUGUCCCGGUCACGAUCUACGAGUCGGCUGCCCGGUUCGGGGAGAUCGGCGCCGGGCUAGGCAUGGGGCCCAACUCGGUCCGCGCCAUGGGCCUUAUCUCGCCCGACAUCGUCGCCGGGUUCGAGCGGUGCGUCACGCUUAACGGCGACGGCAACCGGAGCAACUGGUUCACCGUCCGCGUCGGCGACCAGCGGAAAGCCGGACCGGACGGCGUGCUGCGGCAGAAGGAGAGCGCGGGGCUCCGGGUCGGCGACGCUAUCUUUGAGAUCAACUACACCAACGACGGGCAGGCCGGCGGCGUGCACCGGGCCCACUUCCUGGACGAGCUCCUGAAGCUGGUCCCGAAAUCCGUGCAGCGGCUCGGCAAGCGGUUGGUCGACAUCACCAGCGCCGACGGAUCCCAGGACGCCGUGCUGCACUUCGCCGACGGGACGACGGCGCAGCACAGCGCGGUGAUCGGCUGCGACGGGAUCAAGUCGCGGACGAGGCAGAUCCUGCUGGGCGAGGACGAGGCGAAGCCGGUGUUCACCGGGAAAUACGCCUAUAGGGGCCUGAUCCCGAUGGAGAAGGCGACCGAGAUCCUGGGGAACGAGAUAGCGGCCAACAGCCAGAUCUACCUGGGCUACCACGGGCACCUGCUCACGUAUCCGAUCCAGAAGGGAAAGACGAUGAACGUCGUGGCGUUCAGCUCGUGCGAGUCGUGGACGGACCCGCAGUGGGUGGUGCCGACGUCGCGGGAGAAGAUGCUGGCGGACUACGAGGGGUGGGGGGCGACGGUCGGGGCGGUGGUGGGGGCGAUGGAGAAGCGCGACGUGUGGGCGCUGUUCGAGCACGCGCCGGCGCGGACGUACUACGGGACGGGGCCGCGGAUCUGCCUGCUGGGGGACGCGGCGCACGCGACGACGCCGCACCAGGGCGCGGGCGCGGGCAUGUGCAUCGAGGACUGCGCGGUGCUGGGGCGGCUGAUCGCGGCGGCGGCGGCGGCGCCGGACCUCGACCGCGCGUUCCGCGCCUACGACCGCGUCCGCCGCCCCCGCACCCAGCGCCUCGUCCGCACCAGCCGCGAGGCCGGCGCCCUCUACCAGUUCGAGCUCGAGGCCGACGACCUCGACGCCAUCCAGCGCAACCUCGCCCGCCGCAUGGCCUGGAUCUGGGACGCCGACUUGCGCCAGGACCUCAAGACCGCCCUCGCGAUGAUGCUCCGGGACGAGCGAGGUUGAGAAUCGGCGGCGGCGUUGUCGAUCCGGGGAUGGAUAGCGGUUGAGUGGGAUAGUUGACCCUCUGAUCGGGUAAACAUGGCCCCAUCUUUAUUUUGUGAGUUUUAUUACUUAAGGGCCAUAUAUCUACCUACAGUAUUAACCCCUAUUUUCCCCAGCCCCUAUUUUAGGACUCCGAAGCCACGCAAGGCAGCACACUGUUUUCCUCCCACCGUCCCGUUUUCUAGAUGCCGGCUUCUUAUUCAACGUUCUCUCCGUAGUGCCAUCACUCCUGACUCCUGACAGACAACCCCAAGAUUUCUACUUUACUCUAUGCGUGUAAACCUAGUAAAUCUACCUAGGUAUUUGCUAUCGUCACAGAGACAUUGUCACUAAUAUCUACGAACCCAUCUUUCGCUGUGGGAACUUUU
Durotheca rogersii is the source of this 2131-nucleotide messenger RNA. Its product is annotated as mannitol 1-phosphate dehydrogenase. Gene Ontology annotation, molecular function: FAD binding. The transcript is spliced from 2 exons. Lineage: Eukaryota; Fungi; Ascomycota; Sordariomycetes; Xylariales; Xylariaceae. Gene Ontology annotation, biological process: secondary metabolite biosynthetic process. The record is from RefSeq and is a predicted model, not a curated record. The coding region runs from base 423 to 1724 and encodes 433 amino acids.